CUCGCCCGACGUUUCGCAAGUGUUCAGGUUCGGUCCCGGCGCCGGGCGGCGAGCACGGACCCGGUGGACCGAACGGCCUUUGCUGUGGUUCCGGCGAGGCGGCGGUGUAGUUCCGGGUCAGAGGUCAGUCGCGCGAUGGCGGAGCCGAGUGGAUCGUCCGAGGAGCCGUGGAUCAAGACUGAAUCCUCGAUCAGUGACAAUGGCUUUGAAUCUGUGUUUCUUGCUGACAACACAAGAAAAGGAAGCAUAGGGUCGAGAGCAAACAGCAUCACAUCCAACACAGGUUCCACCAGUGCCUCCUCUGUUCCUAACACAGCUGAAUGCAUGACAGACAAUGAUUGUUCUCCAACUGCAGAUGAUGAAGAUAGUGACUACAGGCAGGAACCCACUUAUAAAGAGACAUACAAAGAUCGACGGAGACAAGCCCACACGCAGGCUGAACAAAAGAGACGGAAUGCCAUCAAGAAAGGAUAUGAUGAUUUACAGUCAAUCGUCCCCACAUGCCAACAGCAAGAUUCCUUAAUUGGAUCCCAGAAGCUAAGCAAAGCCACAGUUCUUCAGAAAACUAUCGAUUAUAUCCAGUUUCUGCACAAAGAGAAGAAGAAGCAGGACGAAGAACUCUCCACUCUGCGCAAAGAUGUCAUGGCUCUGAAGAUUAUGAAGAUGAAUUAUGAACAGAUUGUCAAAGCCCAUCAGAAUAAUCCUCAACAAGGCAAGGAUCAAGUAACUGAUCAGGUCAAAUUCAGUAUAUUUCAAAAUAUCAUGGACUUAUUGUUCCAGUCCUUCAAUGCCUGCAUCUCUGUGGCCAGCUUUCAGGAAUUGUCAGCCUGUGUUUUCAACUGGAUCGAGGAACACUGCAAACCACAGACUCUGCGAGAGAUCGUGGUUGGUGUACUGCGGCAAUUAAACAAUCAGCUACAUUGAGUAUUCAAGCUGGUUUAGCAAUGGUGGACUGGGAGCGGAUUGAUACACUGCAAAUUUCCAGAAACCAUGUAUGAACUCUGCUAUCAGCUUACAUAAUGAUAUUGAAGCAAAUGGUGUAACAAAUGUUUCACAUUUGAUUGCUUUUAAUUCUGAUGCCCUGACAAGAUUCCGGUUAAGGAUACCAACUGGAUUACCAGACUUGAACUACUUCACCACUGACUGGGACAUUGUGGUAUAUGAUUUUGCUUAACACAAUCAAUCACAAAAUCAAAGGUAACUCAGAGUAAUUUUAUCUAAGAUGUCCCACAUUCAAGCCACUUUGCUGUGCUACAUGAAAUAUUAAUAUUUACACUUUUUAAAUGUCACUUUUUGAACAGUAUAUGGCAUAUAAUGAAACAAAAGGAAUUUUUUAAAUUUUUCAAGAAAAUGCCAUGCUUUCAUGUUUUCUGAGUUAGAGACCAAAAUAGCUUCAACAACUAAUGAUAGUUAUUUAUAAAAUAUUUCCAUUUAAUCCAGAGAUAACAAUUUCACUGGUGAUGCCCCAAAUCUGAUCAACAACUUUUGCAGGGAGAUGUGUGUUGGUGGUCAAGACCGACUCUUCAUAUUGGACCACAACCCACUGAACCCCCAUAUGGUAACACAGCUAGGAGGUGGAACUUAGUGUAAAUACUGCACUCACUAAGCUGUAGCUUCAGCCAUUAUAACCAUAAAUUGUCUUAAUGGCACAACUGUUGUGUGCAUGAAUUGUAUAACACGUACAAGUUGUCUCAUUGUGUGCAUGUAGAACAUACAACAGUACAACACAGGAACAGGCCCUUCAGCCCUUGAUGUUGUGCUGAACUAAUUAAGCUAAUAACACCUAAUCCCUUCUGCCUGCACAUUAUCCAUACUCUGCACAUUCAUGUGCUUAAGAGCCAUUUAAAUGUCUCUAUUGUACCUGCCUCCACCGCCACUCCUGGCAAUGCAUUCCAGGCACCCACCACUCUGUGUGUAAAAAAAAAUCUUGCCCCACACAUCUCCUUUGAACUUGCCCUCUAGAAUUAUACAUUUACCCUGGGAAAAAGAUAGCAGCUGUCUAUCAGUACCUCCCAUAAUCUUAUAAACCUCUUAUCAGGUCUCCUCUCAGCCUCCACCUCUCCAGAGAAAACAAGACAAAAUUGUCCAACCUCUCCUGAUAGCACAUGCCCUCUAAUCCAGGCAGCAUCCUGGUAAACCUCAUCUGCACCUCUCCUUUCUAUAAUGCGGCAACCAGAAUUGAAUGCGGCCUAAAGUUUUAUAAAUCUGUAACAUAACUUCCGAACUCAAUGCCUUGACUAAGGAAAGCAAGCAUGCCAUACAUCUUUUUUACCACCUUAUCAACUUGUGUGGCCACUUUCAGGGAGCAAUGGACUUGGACCCCAAGAUCCCUCUGUACAUCAGUGUUAAGGGUCCUGCCAUUAACAGGGUACUUUCCUUUUAUAUUUGAUCUCCCGGAGUGCAACACCUCACACUUGCCUGGAUUAAACUCCAUCUGCCAUUUCUCUGCCCAUAUCGGUAACUGGUCUAUAUCCCGCUAUACCCUUUGGCAACCUUCUACACCAUCCACAAUGCCACCAAUCUUCAUGUCAUCUACCAAUUUAUCCACAUUUUCAUCCAAGUAAUUUAUAUAUAUUACAAACUGCAGAAGUCCCAGUACAGAGCCCUGUGGAACACCACUUGUCACGGACCUCCAGCCAGAAUAAGACCUAUCCAUGUCUUCUUUGGGCAAGCCAAUUCUGAAUCUGGAUGAGGCUACCAUGAGGGACCUUGUUAAACACCUUACUAAAAUCCAUGUAGACAAAUAUCCACUGCUCCACCUUAAUCGUUCAUCUUCGUUGCCACCUCAGAACGUCACCCAUGAAGAUACAUUAAAAGUAAUUGAAGAAUCCAACUGCAGAUACUGAAAAUCCAGAACAGAAACUGCUGUAAGUGCUCAACAGAUCAGGCAGCUUGGGGGUCAGGUGCAGGGCAGAGAGAAGUGGAGUUGACACUCAGGGUCAAGUGCACUUCAUCAGAACUGGAAAGCUGAGAAAAUAAACGUAAGGGUAAAGAGAACAUAGAAAACCUACAGCACAAUUCAGGCCCUUCGCUCACAAAGCUGUGCUGAACAUGUCCCUACCUUAGAAAUUACUAGGCAUAGGCAUAGCCCUCUAUUUUUCUGAGCUCCAUGCACCUAUCCAAAAGUCUCUUAAAAGACCCUAUCGUAUCCACUUCCACCACCGUUGCCGGCAGCCCAUUCCAUGCACUCACUACUCUGAGUAAAAAAAAAACACCCCUGACAUCACCUCUAUACCUACUCCCCAGCACCUUAAACCUAUGUCCUCUGUGGCCACUAUUUAAGCCCUGGGGAAAAGCCUCUGACUAUCUACCCAAUCAAUGCCUCUCAUCACCUUAUAUACCUCUAUCAGGUCCCCCCCAUCCUCCGUCACUCCAAGGAGAAAAGGCCAAGUUCCCUCAGCCUGCUUUCAUAAGGCUCUGCAGUCUGGGCAGCAUCCUUGUAAAUCUCCUCUGCACCCUUCCUAUGGCUUCCACAUCCUUCCUGUAGUGAGGUGACCAGAACUGAGCACAGUACGCCAAGUGGGGUCUGACCAGGGUCCUAUAUAGCUGCAACAUUACCUCUCAGCUGCUAAAUUCAAUUCCACGAUUGAUGGACAAAACACCGUAUACCUUCUUAACCACAGAGUCAACCUGUGCAGCUGCUUUGAGAGUCCUAUGUACUUGGACCCAAAGAUCCCUCUGAUCCUCCACACUGCCAGGAGUCUUACCAUUAAUACUAUAUUCUGCCAUCAUAUUUGACCUACCAAAAUGAACCACUUCACACUUAUCUGGGUUGAGCUGCAUCUGCCACUUCUCAGCCCAAUUUUGCAUCCUAUGUCCCGCUCUAACCUCUGACAGCCCUCCACACUAUCCACAACACCUCCAAUCUUUGUGUCAUCCACAAACUUACUAACCCAUUCCUCCACUUCCUCAUCCAGGUCGUUUAUAAAAAUCACAAAGAGUAAGGGUCCCAGAACAGAUCCCUGAGGUACACCACUGGUCGCCGACCUCCAUGCAGAAUACGACCUUUCAACAACUACUUUUUGCCUUCUGUGGGCCAGCCAGUUCUGGAUCCACAUUGCAAUGUCCCCUUGGAUCCCAUGCCUCCUUACUUUCUCAAUAAGCCUUGCAUGGGGUACCUUCUAUUGGAGCAAUACAGUAGAUUGGGUUAGAGUUAAGGUUAGGGUUUUUUCACUUGUUAGGCCACUUUCAGGGAACUAUGGACCCUAAAAGAGCCCUCUGUACAGUAGUGUUGUUAAGGGUCCUGCCAUUAUAACUGUAUACUCUCCCCUUACCUUUCACCUCCCAAAGUGCAACAUCUUUACAAGUAUAUAGUUUGCUGAAAGUGGCGUCAGAGGUAGACAGGAUGGUGAAGAAGGCGUUUGGCACCCUGGCCUUCAUCAGUCCGGACAUUAAGCAUAGGAGUUGGAACGUUAUAUUGCAAUUGUACAAGAUGUUGGGAGACCACUCUUAAGCGUAUUAUAUAGAAUUUUGGUUACCCUGUUAUAAGAAAGACAUCAACAAACUGGAAAGGGUGCAGAAAAAAUUUACCAGGAUGCUGCCGGGACAGGUUGGGCAGGCUAGAACUUUAUUCCUUGGAGCGCAGGAGAUUGAGGGUGACCUUACAGAUGUGUAUAAAAUCAUGGGAGGUAUAGAUAGGAUGAACGCACACAGUCUUGUUCCCAGGGAAGGGGAACUAAAAACUAGAGGGCAUAGGUUUAAGGUGAGAGGCGAAAGAUUUAAAAGGGACCUGAGGGGCAACUUAUUCACCCAGAGGGCAGUGCGUAUAUGGAAUGAGCUGCCAGAAGAAGUGGUUGUGGCAGGUACAAUAACAACAUUUAAGAUAUUUGGAUGUACUGGAUAGGAAGGUUUUAGAGGGAUAUGGGCCAAACACCAGCAAAUGGGACUAGCUUGGUGGGAACCAUGCUUGGUAAUGGACAAGUUGGGCUAAAAGACCUGUUUCAUGCUCUGUAACUCUAUGACCCCACACUUGCCCAGAUUAAACUCCAUCUGCCACUUCUCUGCCCAUAAUUGAUCUAUAUUGCCUGAUACCAGUGGUAUGCCACAGGGAUUGGUGCUGGGUCCACUGUUCAUCAGCUAUAUUAAUGAUGUGGAUGAGAAUGUACAAGGUACGAAUGUAUAUGGUUGGUAAGUUUGGGGAUGACACCAGAAUUGGUGGUAUUGUGGACAGUGAAGAAAGUUGUCUAAGAUUACAACAGGAUCUAGAUUAAAUGGGAAAGUGGGCCAAGUAAUGGCAGAUGGAAUUCAAUUUGGACAAGUGUGGAGCACUACAUUUUGGAAAGUUAAGCCAGGACAGGACUUGUACAGUAAAUGGCAGAGCUCUGGAGAGUGUUGUAGAACAAAGAGAUUUGGAUGUACAAGUACCUAGUUCCCUGAAACUGGUGACACAGGUAGACACUAAUGAAGAAAGUGUUUCCCACACUUGCCUUCAUCAGUCAGGGCAUUGAGUAUAAGAGUUGGGAUAUCAUGUUCCAACUGUACAAGAUGUUGGUGAGACUACACUUGGGAUAUUGUGUGCAGUUCUGGUUACUGAGCUACAGGAAGGAUGUCAUUAACCUGGAAAGGGUGCAGAAAAGAUUAACAAGGAUGUUAUUGUGACUGGAGGACAUGAGUUAUAAGGUUGGGGCAUUUUUCCCCUGGAGUAUAGGAGGCUGAGGUGUAACCUUAUGAAAGGGUAUAUAAAAUCAUGAGGGGCAUGAAAGGUGAAUGGUCACAGAGGAGUGUAAAACGAGAACAUCAGUUUAAAAGAGGGGAAAGACUUAGAGGGGACCCAAAGACAACUUUUUCCAAUGGAUGGUGAUGGGUAUAUGGAAUGAGCUGCCAGAGGAAGUGGUAGAUGGGGGUACAAUUACAUUGUUAAAAAGACAUUUGAUAGGAAAGAUUUAGAGGGUUCAGGGCCAAAUGCAGGCGAAUGGGACUGACUCAGGUAGCCAACUUGGUUGGCAUGGAUGAGUUGAGCCGAAGGGCCUGUUUCUGUGCUAUAUAACUCUAUGACUGUAAGUGGAUGAUCCCUUUUAAAAUAAGUGACCUUUAGUUUUAGGCUCUUCCCAGAAGGAGAAUCUAGAACCCUCUCAAAACCCCUCAAGAAUUUGUACUUUUCAAUCAAUUCUUCACUCACUGGUUC
Pristis pectinata (smalltooth sawfish) is the source of this 6124-nucleotide messenger RNA. RefSeq names its product MAX dimerization protein MLX (gene mlx). Gene Ontology annotation, cellular component: nucleus. Gene Ontology annotation, biological process: regulation of transcription by RNA polymerase II. The record is from RefSeq and is a predicted model, not a curated record. Gene Ontology annotation, molecular function: protein dimerization activity; DNA-binding transcription factor activity, RNA polymerase II-specific; RNA polymerase II cis-regulatory region sequence-specific DNA binding. Bases 136 to 924 code for a protein of 262 amino acids. Lineage: Eukaryota; Metazoa; Chordata; Chondrichthyes; Rhinopristiformes; Pristidae. The transcript is spliced from 8 exons.